Molecule: messenger RNA, 1614 nt
Organism: Dichomitus squalens LYAD-421 SS1
Lineage: Eukaryota; Fungi; Basidiomycota; Agaricomycetes; Polyporales; Polyporaceae
Product: cytochrome P450
Exons: 10
Coding region: 1-1614 (537 amino acids)
Molecular function (GO): oxidoreductase activity, acting on paired donors, with incorporation or reduction of molecular oxygen; iron ion binding; monooxygenase activity
Source: RefSeq, a predicted model, not a curated record
AUGUCUCAGAUCACUUACUUUGCCCUUGCAUCUACGUUUAUCUCCCUCAUCGUUGUCUUCUAUGUGCGCUCCAUCGCACAAAGGAGAGCCCGCACUCUCGGUCGCCCUCUGCCUCCUGGACCGAAAACUCUUCCAAUUCUUGGCAAUAUGUUCAACAUGCCGCGCGUUAGACCGUGGAUAGUCUAUCGGGACCUCAGCCACGUGUUAGGGGACAUUAUUCAUCUCCGCGUUCUCGGACAACACAUCGUAGUGCUCGGGAGUGCUCAGGCGAUAUAUGACUAUCUCGAAAAGCGAUCCGCAAACACCUCUGACCGCGUGCAGUCACCCAUGAUUGAACUAUCUGGCGCAAGUUUCAACCUCGCCUUUAUGCCCUAUGGUCAGCGGUGGCGCCGUCACAGGCGCUCUCUCUGGCAGUACUUCCAUCGUGAGGCUACGGAAGGAUACAAGACGACGCAGCAGUCCGCCGCCCACAUUUUCUUGCACGAGCUAUGCGAAAGGCCCUCGGAUCUGAGGGAUAUCAUCCGUCUCAAUUUCGCAUCAGUCAUCAUGAAGAUUGGGUAUGACAUUGCCGUACAGAGCAAAGACGACGCAUACUUGAAGAUAGCGAAGGAUGCGCACGAGGGGCGUGCAGAAGGCAUGGUCCCGGGGAGAUUCUUGGUCGAUUUCCUACCCUUCCUUCGGCACAUCCCCCCUUUUUUCCCGUUCGCGGCCUCACAGAGACUAUGGGUGAAGUGGAAAGCGGCAGGCGACCGACUCAAGAACACACCAUUCGAAUGCGCCAAAGCCAAGCUGGCCAGUGGAGAGACUACACAGUCCAUUGUGGCGAAUUCACUCGAAAGGCUUAGCAAGAUGGGUAUUUCAUCCCCAGAAGAGGAAGAGAUCGUGAAGAAUGUCGGGGCCGUGGCUUUUGAAGCUGGAAUCGACACGGUGUUAUCCACGAUGCUAUCCGUGUUCUCCGGCGUGUCGCUCCAUCCGGAGGUGCUCGCGAAGGCACAUGCGGAGCUUGAUGAAGUCGUCGGCCCCCAUCGUUUGCCAGAUUUCAGCGACAAGGAUUCGCUGGUCUAUAUCAACGCAAUUAUCAAGGAAGCAAUGCGGUGGCAUACGGUGCUGCCCAUGGGUGUCCCACAUGCGACCGUCGCCGAUGACGAGUUCCGCGGAUACUUCAUCCCUGCUGGGACGAUGGUGUUACCCAAUACUUGGGCAUGCAUGCACGAUCCCGAGGCAUAUGAAGAUCCAGACGUCUUCCGACCAGAACGAUUCAUUCGCAACGGAAAGUUGGAUCCGACAGUGCAAGAUCCGACAGCUUUCAGUUUCGGUUAUGGUCGUAGGCACCUGUUUUGCAGGAUAUGUCCUGGACGCUAUUUUGCCGAAUCCGCGUUGUUUAUAAACGUUGCUUGCGCAAUCCACGUCUUCGAUAUUACCCCGCCGCUCGGAGAGGAUGGUCUACCUAUCGAGGUCAAGCAGGGGCAUACAGAUGGCUUCAUUUCUCACCCUGAGGAUGUUCGAUGCACGAUCAAGCCGAGGUCUGCAACGGCCGAAGCAUUGCUACGCUCUCAUGCCACUUCUGCCCGCCAAUCUUCGAACGAGGGAGAGCAAGUAACCCCCGAUUGUUGA